Bombyx mori (domestic silkworm) is the source of this 4077-nucleotide messenger RNA. RefSeq names its product 1-acyl-sn-glycerol-3-phosphate acyltransferase gamma. Bases 270 to 1421 code for a protein of 383 amino acids. Gene Ontology annotation, cellular component: endomembrane system. The transcript is spliced from 8 exons. The record is from RefSeq and is a predicted model, not a curated record. Lineage: Eukaryota; Metazoa; Arthropoda; Insecta; Lepidoptera; Bombycidae. Gene Ontology annotation, molecular function: 1-acylglycerol-3-phosphate O-acyltransferase activity.
CUAUUUAUUCUUAUAGAUAGAGAAUUUCAACGCCUUACUUUAUGAUCUAUAUUCCCGUUGUCUAUUCGAGUGGGCAAGCAGACAAAAAAAAAAGAUUUUCAUUUUAAUUGUGUUUAAUUAUGAGUUAGGUGUCAGUUCGGUUUUCCGGUCUAAAUUCAGAAUUUCAUUUGAAUAAUUAGUCAAAUACAUCGACAAUUGGAAAUCCUUGGCUUACGGUCCUAGGAUACGAGGAUUCAUGACUGCCAGUGUAAAUUACGAAAAGAAGCAAAAUGAUAAAUCUGAAGAUGUUAAAGCAAUCGACGAUCGUGCAUCUGUGUUUCGCUAUUUCGUAUUUCACAUCUGGAUUGCUGUUGAACUUUGUACAGGCGAUUUUAUACUUUGGACUUAAACCGUUCAACAAAAAAUUGUAUAGGCAAAUAAAUUAUUAUCUUUCAUAUUCAUUUUACAGUCAAUUAGUAUUCAUGGCAGAAUGGUGGGCUGGGUCAACCAUGUCGUUAUAUGUAAAAAAAGAUGAAUACGAAAAGUUUUAUGGAAAAGAACAUGGAUAUUUAAUUAUGAACCACAGUUAUGAAAUAGAUUGGUUGAUGGGAUGGCAAUUCUGUGAUGGAAUCGGCGUUCUAGGCAACUGUAAAGCUUAUGCUAAGAAAUCAAUUCAGUAUCUACCCCCGAUUGGCUGGAUGUGGAAAUUUUCAGAAUUCGUAUUUCUAGAAAGAUCUUUUGAAAAAGAUAAGGAAAUUAUCAAGAAGCAAAUAUCUGAACUUUGCGACUAUCCGGAUCCUGUUUGGCUAUUACUGACACCCGAAGGUACAAGAUAUACGAAAACGAAACACGAAGCGUCUGUUAAUUUCGCGAAGGAGAAAAAUUUGCCGAUUCUCAAGCACCACCUAACACCGCGCACUAGAGGCUUCACGACCAGCCUUCAGUUCUUCAGAGGGAAGAUACCGGCUAUUUAUAAUAUUCAAUUGGCUUUCGAAAAAGAGAGUAAGACUCCGCCAACACUGACAAGUUUAUUAUACGGGAAGCCAGUACACGCACACAUGUACAUUGAGCGGAUACCGGUUGAGAAUAUACCGGAGGAUGAAGCCGAAGCAACCAAGUGGAUGCACGAUCUUUUCGUCACAAAGGAUAAAAUGCAAGACUCAUUCUUGAAUACUGGAGAUUUCUUCUUACAAUCUGGUGUGGAGAGAGUUGAGGCUUUCACGUCGCGUCCGCGGAUAUACUCACUGUUGAACACUCUUGGCUGGGUGGUGAUCACACUAACUCCGAUGCUGUACUAUUUACUCGGUCUUCUGUUAAGCGGAAAGCUUUUGUAUUUCUCAAUUGGUUGCAUCAUAUUUGCCGCAUUUUUCGUUCUCUUACAAAAAUCUAUUGGAAUGUCAAAGAUAAGCCAAGGAUCUUCAUACGGAACUGAAAAGAAAUAACGCAAUUAAUAUAUUUUAAUUAAUUACAUAUUAAUAUGUAAAACAUCUAACAAAACUUUAAGUUAGUAUAUGUAGUUUAUUAAAUUUUAUUUUAAAUUUUUUCUUUUUUCUGUGUAAGCAAAAUAGAAAAAUAAUUGUUUUAUUAUAGUUGUGUGCAAUUUAUUGUUCGUUCAAAACGUUCAAUGUGUGUUUUUAAAUAUGUAAUGAAAUCGAUAGCUGAAUCGAAACUAAAUGUCGACCAUGAUUUUUAACCGCACAAACUAUGCAACUUGUCCCAAGAUAUACCUGGAUAGUUUAAAAAUGUGAAUUUUUAGCUAAUUUACUGAAAACUGACUUUCAUAAAUGUAUAUAAAAUGUUUUAGAAUACUUUAUUUUCUAUAAUGUUAUUUUGAUUAUCGAUAUAGUUUCGAGAAACAGAACUACCGUACCGUACGAGCCGUGACGUUUUAUAUUUAUUUAGGGAAUUAUCUUUUUAUAUUGCGACUGUAAUUUUGUAGAAGUUCAUAUAAAAUUUUGAAUUAAUAGUUUUACGUAUACAAGAGGCUACGGAGUAUUAUUUACUUUGUCAAAUAACAUAUAGAAUUGUAACGGUUUUUUUUAUUGAUUGGAGUUUACUUUUUAAGGAUUGAUUUAAUUUAAAGCCCAUUCUCCCCAAUCCUCCACGACCAAAUAAAAAGCAUAAUAUUUUUCAUUAAAGUAAAAAAAAAUAUAUUGUCCCAUAGCUGAAUAUUAAACUGUAUAAUAUUCAAUAAGCCAAGAUCCAUAAGAUAGUAUAAUUUCAACUUGACGUUUCUAUUUUAUUGCAUAGAGUUGGUGUACCAAAAUUUUGACAUAGAUAGCAGUGAUUUAAUAAAUUACCUAAAUAAUUGUUAAUUUUAAUAUAUUAGAUUAGUAUUUUCUUUUUAUUAUGUAAAUCUUAGUUAACACGUCAAAUUAAUUUCGUGGGCGCUGUCUAAGCAAAAUAUUUGGAAAUUAAAUAUCCAUUCUUACCAUAGCAAUAUGCGUACCUGACAAUAGAUGGCGGCAUUUUUUUAUGUAUGUGUAUAAUUUAUGUAAGAUGAUUUAUGUAUAUUUUAACGAAACGAUAAAAAAUUAAAAUAAAUUAAAUGCAUGCUUUCAGUAUUAUUAGGAAUACAAUUAUUUACCCUCUUUUCCUAUUUUAGGCAAUCACAAUUGAAGAGUAAACUCCAGUCGCGUAAAGAAGCUGACACGCACAUUUUUUUAUUCGAAUUUUUAGCCUAAGAUUAUAUGUGAUGUGUUAACUAUUAUUAUAAACAAUUCAUAAUUAAUUUGUCGGUAAGUACUAUGAUAGGUGAAGUACUAUUUUUCACGGUUAAGAAAAUUUUCGGAUAAAAGAGAAAGCAAAAAUAUAAAACUCAAAUUUAAACAAUAAAUUUUCCCUCUAGUAAAAUUGAUGCUGAUAAAGUUACAUUCACUACUAUUUUAACAGCAACAUUUUUGUGCCCAAAGUAAAUAUAUAGUGUAUCAGUACGGGUACGGGUCGAAUCGAUUAUCGAUUGUAGUAUUCGAUUAGUAUUACAAACUAACAAAGCCGAUCAGUUGGAAUUCGACGACGUGUAUUUUCGCGCUUCACGCACCGCAUGAUAUAGAAUAGUUAUUUGUGCAACAAGAGAGCAAAAUUGUUUUUUGUUUCGAGUGCUGAUUUUAAGUCCUGAGCGAAGGGAGGGACUCAACAGCACGAGAUGCAACAAACUUUGCUCCCAUGUUGCACACAUAACUCACCUCAGAGGUGAGAACACAUAUUACUUAGGAGACAUAGAAAUGAACAGGAAUACAUUGAAAUAACAUUUAUUAUUUAAUAUGAUUUCUUUACAUAUUACAAAUAUGUAUCUUUAAAUUUUAGGGUAUUACGCGUUUCCAAACGUGUUUCCUUUGAGGUCGAAUUCCAAAAUCGAUUUUCGAAGGGGUUUGUUUAAUUCACUCGCUUUUUUAUAUGCAUGUGAAAGAGACAAAGUUCAGUAAAAUUCGAAUGUUUUAAAUUUAUGGCUGAACAAUGUCAAUUCGUGGCACUGAAGAUAAAAAAAUUGAAAAGCUACUUUGACCCACGCUCUAAUCGAAAUCACGUUUUGUUCACUGUUGUCUCGCAACAAAAGCUGCAUGUUUGAGCUGCUGAGGAGAAAAAUGCAGUAAACAAUGAUUCGGCAAUAUGUCACGUAAUUUGUGUCGGAGUUAUUCUAGAAAUCCCAGAAUGUAUUUAGACGAACCUUCAGCGCUGUGUUUUCUGCAGAUGUGUCUGUACUGAGCACUUAAAUAAAUUAACAACUUGAAAGGCGUAAUCUGCCGGAAUUACUUUUUGCAAAUGUCACAUAUAGGUACCCUUGUUUUUAGACUUCUUUUCAAGGCCAAAUUUCUAAAGCAUGUUUUUAGACGAAUUGUUAAAAAAAUAUCGUAUAAUUUUCGUCUAGGUAACCUAUUCAAAUUUUAAAUAGGUAUUCAGUUAUAAAAUUGGUAUUUAAGGUAUCCGACUUUAUACUUCCCAGGUUGAGGAAUACCUAUUAGUGUUCAAUUGUUUAAUUUGUAUUGUUUUCGUGUACAAAAUGAGGCGUUUUCUGUGUUAGUAAUUUCUUCGAUGAAAGUGUAAUUUAAAAAAGCUGUAUGUCAUGUUAUUUAUUGUAAUAAACUGGUGUUUUUGUAA